CAAAAGAUGGUAAAGUGUUCGUACCUGCUCGACCCCUUUUCUCCCUCUCAAAAGUUCGUACGCUGCAAUCGAUUCCCCCCCGAUUCAUCUCGUCGAAGCCCUGCGAAGCGGGGGAACGGGAAAACCCCUCAUCUACGAGAUCAGAAGCUGUUUCCCGCUAGAUGAGAUAAGCUAUUUUGGGGGCUUCUAGAUGUAAGAAUAUGGCUUCUGGUAAGAGUGUAACGCGCAUUGACAUUAGGAGGACGUCGCCUUCAUACUGCUCGACACCAACCAUCGUUAUAUUUGUUGCUCUUUGUUUGGUUGGUAUAUGGAUGUUUUCGUCCACAAUAGUGGUUCCAGAGGAGAUUUCUUUACAAGACGCUAAAUCUGAGACUAAAGAUCAAGUCCCUGGGGUUGAUUCGCAGCCUUCUGGGGACAAUUUGGGGGAUAACAAUGGAAACACUAUUGUUGAUGAACCAAACAGAGAGACUUCAAUGGAUGAAGAAAAGCUAGAGAAGACUGGUGAGAAGUUGGGAGAGAAGACCCAUGAGGAGCCUCUGAAAGAGAAUGAGGAAGUUUUGACAGAACUGGAAAACAAAACUCCAGAUUUCGGUGAUCUAAAGCAGACUAAUGAAGGAGGCGAAACAAAUAAGGAGAGGAGAGAUACUGAUACUAUAGGAGAGAAUUCCAAAAAAAAGAAAGUAGAAGAGAUUGAAGACAUGAAGGGCUUGAAACCGAAGGAUAUCCUUCCUGAUGGGGCCCAAUUGGAACUUUUGAACAUGACCAGUACACAGAAAGGGUCAUGGUCUACUCAAGAUGCAGAAUCAGAGAAGGAGAAAGAAUUGCAGGCAUCUUCAUCGCCAGAAAGCCAAAUAAUUUAUAGUUGGAAACUAUGUAAUGUCACAGCUGGGACGGACUAUAUACCGUGUCUUGACAAUGAGAAAGCUAUCAAGAAGCUUCGAAGUACUAAACAUUACGAACAUCGUGAGAGGCAUUGCCCUGAAGAGUCUCCAACCUGCCUCGUACCUCUUCCAGAGGGAUAUAAGCGGCCUAUAAAGUGGCCAAAGAGUAGAGACAAGAUAUGGUACUCCAAUGUCCCUCAUACCAAGCUUGUAGAUUACAAGGGGCACCAAAACUGGCUCAAGAUUUCUGGGGAAUACCUCACUUUUCCUGGAGGCGGGACCCAAUUCAAGCAUGGUGCUUUACACUACAUAGAUGUCAUUCAGGAGUCACAGACUGAUAUAGCGUGGGGAAAGAGAAGUCGUCUAGCUCUGGACGUUGGCUGUGGAGUUGCUAGUUUUGGAGGCUAUCUCUUUGAGAGAGAUGUGCUUACUAUGUCAUUCGCACCUAAAGAUGAGCAUGAGGCCCAAGUACAGUUUGCCCUAGAGAGAGGAAUUCCAGCUAUUUCUGCUGUCAUGGGCACCAAGAGGCUUCCCUUCCCCAGCAAGGUCUUUGAUGUUAUUCAUUGUGCUCGCUGUAGAGUCCCAUGGCAUAUUGAAGGUGGUAUGCUUUUGUUGGAGUUGAACCGGUUGCUACGUCCUGGUGGUUACUUUGUGUGGUCUGCUACUCCUGUAUACCAGAAGCUUCCAGAAGAUGUUGAGAUCUGGAAUGCAAUGUUUGCGCUAACAAAGUCAAUGUGCUGGAAAAUGGUGAACAAAACAAAGGACAAAGUAAACAGAGUUGGUCUAGCAAUUUUCAGGAAACCAACCGACAACAAAUGCUAUGAGAAAAGAGUAAUCCAGAACCCACCGCUCUGCCAAGACUCUGAUGAUCCAGAUGCAGCCUGGAAUAUACCCUUGCAAGCUUGUAUACACAAAUUGCCAACAGAUCCAGCAAUUCGUGGUACACAAUGGCCGGAGCAGUGGCCACAAAGGCUGGAGAAGACACCUUACUGGAUGAGUAGUUCUCAAAUCGGAGUGUAUGGAAAGCCUGCCCCUGAAGACUUCAUAGCAGACUACGAACAUUGGAAGCGAGUUGUGCGCAAUUCAUACAUUAAUGGCAUGGGAAUCGAUUGGAGUACCAUCAGGAAUGUUAUGGACAUGAAAACUGUAUAUGGGGGUUUUGCCGCAGCUUUAAGGGAGAUGAAGGUGUGGGUAAUGAAUAUUGUGCCGAUCAAUUCACCAGAUACACUUCCCAUCAUAUAUGAGCGCGGGCUUUUUGGAUUGUACCACGAUUGGUGUGAGUCAUUUAGUACAUAUCCAAGAACUUACGAUCUCCUCCAUGCAGAUCAUCUAUUCUCCAAUCUAAAAAGGAGGUGCAAAUUAUUGCCUGUGAUUGUUGAGGUGGACCGGAUAUUGAGACCAGAAGGCAAGUUGAUCAUUCGAGACAAUGUCGAGACAAUAAAUGAGGUGGAGAGUGUGGUGAAAUCUCUGCAGUGGAAGGUCCGCAUGACCUACUCGAAGGACAAAGAGGGGUUGCUAUUUGUUCAAAAGACAAUGUGGCGGCCUACGGUAUAGUAUACGAAGCACAAAGGGAUAAGUGUAUUAGAGGAGAUGGAAUAAUCUCUGCUGUGGGAGGGCCGCGUGACUGAUUUGAGGGAUGGAGAGAGCUUGUAAUGUGUUCAAUGUACAUCGCACAAUGAGGCAGGGAAAGGAAUACAAAGAAAGUAAGUAAUAUUGAUAUUAAUACCUUAGCGUCGUCGAUAAGAGGUAGAUUAAGUAAAGCUUUUGGUAGUACUUGGUGUUGAUGUAUAAUUUCUUGUUCUUCUUGUGCUCUCUUAUCUUGUUAAGUUUACAUUGGAAAAACCUUCGAGAAACAAGAUUGAUGUAGAAUUAUAGCCUUAAUUAAUCAAAAUUUCAUCCAUUUUUUCAAGUUAGUAAUAAA
Molecule: messenger RNA, 2802 nt
Organism: Ananas comosus (pineapple)
Lineage: Eukaryota; Viridiplantae; Streptophyta; Magnoliopsida; Poales; Bromeliaceae
Product: probable methyltransferase PMT26
Exons: 10
Coding region: 201-2435 (744 amino acids)
Cellular component (GO): cytoplasm; endosome; trans-Golgi network
Molecular function (GO): methyltransferase activity
Source: RefSeq, a predicted model, not a curated record